Molecule: messenger RNA, 1508 nt
Organism: Darwinula stevensoni
Lineage: Eukaryota; Metazoa; Arthropoda; Ostracoda; Podocopida; Darwinulidae
Source: the annotation of a GenBank genome assembly
AACAUGUCCGCCUACAGGUAAGCACGUGAUAUUCACCCUCUGAGGUGACGACGAAAUGGUCCUUCGCACGAAUGCCAAUAAACUACUUUUGCCGGGUCUCCGACUGGUAAAUUUGACCCCUGCACGUUCUCUUAAAGGACGGAAGCGGUUUUACGCCAACGUUUCUGUCACUUCUUCGUCAGACGGCGUUAGCAGCUAUGAGGUGAAUCUAGAUCAGAGGAAGCUGAAAACUCCUAUGGGGAAGGUGUUUAAGGCGCCCAAUCGACCUCUGGCCCUGGCUGUGGCAGAGGAAUGGAAUGCUCAACGCCCAAGUAUCAACGUGAACCUCAUGCAUUUAACAGGGUUGUGCAACACUUGCUUGGACAAUCCGUCAAAGCUGACCAAAGAAGAUUUGAUAGGUUCCAUCCUCAGUUACCUGGAGACUGAUACCAUCCUCUUCCAUUCUGAGGAACCAGAGGAACUACUGGAACUGCAGAAGAAGGAGUGGGAUCCCAUCAUACAGUGGUUUCAAGAAAAAUUCUGCAGUAGUAUUGAAUCAUCUUCCAUGAUCUCAUGUCCUUUGAUUCCUAUAAAGGACCUUGAGACUUUGAGAGCUUACUUGAUGGCAUACAAUGACUGGGCUCUUCAAGGUUUUCUUUUUGGGGUGGAGGCAUUGAAGUCAUUCAUCUUGAUGACAGCCACAGUUGAACGUCUUGUGAGUGCUGAAAAAGCUGUAAAUCUGGCUCGAUUGGAGGCUGAAUUUCAGAUCUCAAGAUGGGGGAAGGUGGAAUGGGCUCAUGACCUUGAACUGCAUGCCCUCAGAUCCCGGCUGGCAGCUGCAGUCCUCUUUGUUCAUUUUAAUAGUCUAGUGGAGACUGUGAAGCAUAAACAGCAUGUGAGAUGAAAUUUCCAUUCUGUGAAGAACAAGUAGUGCAUCCAGGUAUUCAAGGCAUAAAGGAAUGGAAGUAUCCCCCUUGAACAUGGAAGAGUCCACAGACUUUAUUCGGUGUUUGCAUGGACUUCGAGGGUGAGAAUAUGCAUUUUGCCCUCAAGUUCUUGAUGGUAAUGGUCAUAGAAGUGCAAGAUCUCCAAAAUGCGGUCUCGGUGCCUCCUUUCUUCCAUCCUGUGAGAGCCAGUCAACACCUACUGGAUCAUUAUAUUACCAACACCCUCAAGAGAGAAAGAAGCAGUGAUUUGCAAAUGACCUUGUCUUACUUGUAACAUGAGCUUAAUAUUUAUUCCAUAGUAGAAGUCUCCUCAGUUUAUGGACCAUUGAAAUAACUUGCACAAUGUUUAAUGUUUGUACACAUUCAUUUGCAAAUCACUGUAAGGAGUUACCUUUGGAAGUUUCUGACAGUGCUGUCUUGUUUGUGGCUGAGCCGCUGUUGGUACAUCCCUUCCUGGUACUCAAUGUUGUCAAGAUCAACCGUUAACAGAAUUUGAUAGCCUUCCUCAAGUUCCUGAAUUCAUACCAAUGUUGAAAUAAUAAUAGUUCAUUUUUAAUACUAGACUCAAGGCAUUCUGCCAUU